AUGCCCGACAAGCCGCGCCAACGCAUCACUUCAAUAUCGUAUGACGCAACCAACCUCGCAGUGUCGUCCAACUUCUUCCCGUCCUACCAGCUAUUGCCAGAGGUGUCUCGCCACACUCGCCGAGCCUCUAACGAAGUCCACGACACUUACGACCCCGAAACGCUUACGACUUUUGCUAGGCAGCGCCAGCAGCACUUUGAACCUCGUCCUUCAUCUUCCCAUUCUGUCGAUCGUCCAACCUCCGCAGCUGGGUCCCAACGUACCUUGCGCCGAGCUCGUCGACAGGACGGUACUCAAUUACCACAUCGCCGAGCCUUCUCACUAGAUCACACCCCAAGACAACCUGCAAACCCUCCGCCGUCGCAUCUAAACCCAAGCUCCGCCCAACGUGCUUCAGAUCGUGCGGUCGCUGCCUUACAUCCCGCUUACUCCGAAGUACAUACAGACGAGAACGGGUCGACUAUCGACGAUCCAUACCAGCUUCUCAAUUCCUCAUAUUGGCCGUGGAGAACCACUCGUGUCUCUUCCCGCACUGCGUCGGCGAUCCUCUUCGCUCUUGAGGAAGCCAUCCGUCGUCCAAUUCCAUUUACAACCGAUUGGGACGAAGUGAAUGCUUCUAUGUCCGAUAUGGUAGGUGUGGCUGGUCCUGCUGGGCCUAUGGGCAACGGUCGCGUUCAGAAUGGAGCGCCGCGAGCUCCUCCAGCCCCGACGACAGCUCCCCCGCAACCGCCGAGUGGAAUGCGCACACCCACGGAUAUCAUGAGACAGCGCCGGGAUCGUGAAGCUCGCCGCAAAGCAGAGCAAGAGGCCCGCGACAGGGAAAAAGAGGAAUUAGAGCGACAGCAAUUGGAGCAAGAGCAGGCCGCCGUGAUCCAAGCCCAGGCUCGAGCUCAAGCUCAUCAACAGCUUUCUGGUGGUGCUGGUGCUGCUGGAGCGCGUGCUCAACGCCCAUCCAGAGGCCCAGAAACUCAAUUCAAUGCUCCUCCCCCUGGUAUGGCGCCAGGCUCUACACCUAAUUUUCGUGCCACCGCGCCGGUGCAGCCUGGUGGAAGACCCGAUUAUGGAAAUCCCCCACAUCCUGCUUCGAGUCAACCUCAGCUUGGCUCGUCUAUACCUCAAGGCCCUCCGCAAAGUGCCACUGUAGCUGGAACAGGUCAACCUACUGGGACCAGUGCUUUCUCCAAGCCAGCUCCGGCACCUGUGGGCCAGCCUGGUACCUCACAAACUCUCCAACAGCAGCCGCAGCGGGUUUCUUUCCCCCAUGCCUUUGAACGAUGGGAAACACUAUCGUCGCAUUGGGAGGGUCUGACUAGUUACUGGGUCCGAAAGAUGGAAGAGAACAAGGACGACGUGGAAGCUGAUCCGAUCAGCAAGCAACUCGCUCGCCAGAUCACGGACUUAUCUGCUGCUGGCGCUAAUCUAUUCCAUGCUGUAGUGGAACUGCAACGUUUGCGCGCAUCAUCUGAGCGCAAGUUCCAACGUUGGUUCUUCGAUACUCGCUCUGAGCAGGAACGUUCCAAGGAAGUCCAGGCAGACCUUGAACGACAACUGAAAGCUGAGCGGCAGGGACGUGCAGAUGCUUUCGCUGCUGCGCAAACGGCCGAGCAGGACAAGGCUCGCGCGGAGGAUUUACUGCGUGAGAUGCGCCGUGAGCUCCAGAUCUCCAAGGAGGAGGCUCGUCGUGCGUGGGAAGAACUUGGCCGUCGCGAACAAGAAGAACGAGAACGGACCAACUCUCUCCGAAACGGAGAACCCACUCUUGUCGGUGGUGUUCAAGUCGUUCCCAUGAUCCAGGGUGUUCCCAGCCGUCAUACCACUCGCCCACCAACUCGUGACGGUCCGUACACUGGGGCCCCCACCACUGGUGCGGAGUAUCAAGCCAAACCCACUGACCAAUCCGCCAGUCGAGGAUACUAUGAUGAUGGAGGCCCAACCUCUCCCACAGGCUCUGAUCCUUUCAUCGAACCCCGAAAACCCCAACCACCUGCCGAGCCUGCUUCGAGUAAAGCAACCUAUACUGGUGACAGCUAUGCCCACGAAAACACCGCUGCAUAUCCAGCUACCUCGGAGCCAGAUGACCGAUCCUACGUGAGCAGUGAACCCGGUGAUGAAUACGGCUUCCCCACACAAGAUCACCCUCAGGCCGGCCGAUCCUACUACCAAGCCCACUCCGAGGCAAGCGAUGAGUACGAUCAGGCUCAAGACGAGGACCGCCACUAUGUCACUGACGGCGCCUAUACCUCUGCGAGCACCACUGCACCCGUGCAAGCACCUCACGCACCUCCAACAGCAGACUACAGUGGUUCCGACUGGGGUGUGGGCACAGGUUGGGAAUCUGUAACCCCUCGCCACCGUCACCCAACACGACUCAGCGAUGUCCUCGAGGAGGAUGAACCAAGCCGCACCAGUCCCAGCCGUGCUAGCCAAGCUAGUCGCAGCAUGCAUUAG
This is a messenger RNA of Penicillium malachiteum, 2448 nucleotides long. RefSeq lists its product as uncharacterized. The coding region runs from base 1 to 2448 and encodes 815 amino acids. NCBI's taxonomy places the organism in Eukaryota, Fungi, Ascomycota, Eurotiomycetes, Eurotiales, Aspergillaceae. The record is from RefSeq and is a predicted model, not a curated record. The transcript has 2 exons.